This is a messenger RNA of Triplophysa rosa, 1661 nucleotides long. RefSeq names its product cell division cycle associated 8 (gene cdca8). Gene Ontology annotation, cellular component: chromosome passenger complex; spindle midzone; chromosome, centromeric region. The record is from RefSeq and is a predicted model, not a curated record. NCBI's taxonomy places the organism in Eukaryota, Metazoa, Chordata, Actinopteri, Cypriniformes, Nemacheilidae. Gene Ontology annotation, biological process: mitotic sister chromatid segregation. Bases 110 to 940 code for a protein of 276 amino acids. The transcript is spliced from 11 exons.
CAACAACUGUUGGCGAUCGCUGUGGUUGGGGAUAGUUCGGCUGAGACAAGGGUUAUUGAAGUAAAAUAAAUAAACAAACAAACAUACAACCUUUUUUUUAACAUUCAUCAUGGCACCGAGAAAACGGACACAGACUUCAAAAAACAAGAAAAACCCGAAGACGCGCAAACUGGAAGCUUUUCUGCUAGAUUUUGACGACGAAGUUCGCACCGUUGUUGAGAGAUUGAAGGACAAGACCAACGACCUUCUGAAAGAUGCAGACAACCUUUAUGUGGCAGCACUGAUAAAACUGCCAAUGGCAGUGAGGAAGAUGAACUGGAUUGAAUACUGCAAUUUGGACAAGCCAAAGUCACCAGUGGAUGAUUCAAAGGUGCCAGAGGAAGCUGCCCAGGUUGAACUUGCUAUUGCUGAGAAUAAUGCAAUUCCUUCCAAAGUUGCUUUAAAAGCCAAGAACAGUGCAAAUUCUGAUGAUGAAAUCAUGGCACCCCUGAAGUCUACAGUGAAGAAGAAGAAAGCGCCAAAGAAGGCACCUUCGACUUCCAAGAAGGCUAAAGCUCUCGCUGUCAGCACUCAGGGAAGCACCAUUCGAAAGUCUACAAGAAAGCCUCUGGUCACCCCUGCUAGAACUUUUCUAGAGUCUUCAGUCAUUGGCCCAACACCACUCAUUACACCACGAUUUGACUCCAGAUUGCCAAAGACUCCAGCAAUCAGACUUCCACGGCAUCAGGAGAAGGUGUUUAGCAUGUCUGUCAAUGGCUCACCCAUUGCUGGGAGUGCAGAAGACAUUGUCAUUAGCGUCCCACUUGGAAAUGGAGAGUGCAUUCAGCUGCUGGCCAAUGAGAUGGACUCUGUGGAUCUGAGUCAGCUAGAUGAGAAAGCACUACGCAGGAUAAGAAACCUGCAGAAUCGUCUCACAACUCUUUGUGGAAUGUCAAAGUGAAACAACUCUGCCAGCUUUGUACAGCACGCUUUCCUUUCAUUUUUCUUUAUACACAUUAUUGUCUUUUAUUAAGACCGAUUUUAUACGUUUUAUAACAUUGUAGGGGUUUUUCUUUAUAUUCAGUGACUUCUGAAAGCUUUUAAAGGAUACAUGUAAAUACGAUUAGUAGCAGUUUUGUAUUGCACGUGAUCUGUGUAGUGUGUUCUAACUUCUGUAAAUAUGACUUUUUAGAAAGACGAGAUUACACAACCCUAAAUGUUCUUUCCUGCCUGUUGCUGUGAUUUGCAUAUGAAUAUGAAACCUAUCAUUUCGAAAAUGAAAAUUGCCUUUUACUCGCCAUCAAACCCAUCUGUUUUUCUUUUCUCUGUCAGACACAAAGUUAACACUACUUUUUUUCAAUACAUCAAAAGCCUGCAGUCCACAGGAAUGAAUUGUCAAAACAUGGAAAGUAUACCACUUUUCACAAGUUUGUUUUUGAUAUUUUCCCACAUAUUAGAAUAAUAGUGCAGAUGUUAAGAUUAAGUUGAUUAGAAACAUUUCAGUCAGGUGACACUAAACCGUUGAACUGUAGUGUAUUUUGACAGCGUAUAACUACUGAGUGACUGUUCCACAGUAUUGUUUAACUAGAUUGCCCUCUGGUGGUUGUAUGGUAAAACUACGGUAAGUGAACUGAUGUCAGGUGAAGAAGGUAUAUGAAAUAAAAAAAAACAUGUCUUUACAG